AUGUCGGUUUCUUCGUCCAAAGCUAAGAGAGAGCAGAAGCGUGCCGAGAAGGAGGCCGCCAAGACUGCCGCCGGAAAGACCACCAAGAAGACCAAGAAGCAGGCCAUCAAGGACUCCGAAGAAAAGGAUGUGGACGAUGCCGCGGCUCAGAUUGCCAAGUUGAAGUUGCAGCAGGACGAGCACGGGCUUUCGGACCGUGUCACGACCGGUGUUUUGGAGUCGUUGCCUACAUCGAAGGAUGUCAAGAUCUCGUCGUUGUCUUUGCUUUUCCACGGCAAGAACCUUAUCCAGGACACGACGGUGGAGUUGAACUUCGGCAGAAGAUACGGUUUGUUGGGUGAGAACGGGUGCGGAAAGUCCACCUUCUUGAAGUCGUUGGCGGCCCGGGAGUUCCCCAUCCCAGACCACAUCGAUGUGUACUUGUUGAACGAGCCAGCCGAGCCUUCCGAAUACUCUGCUUUGGAGUAUGUGGUCAGAGAGGCCGAGGGUGCAUUGAAGAACUUGGAGGACCAGGUCGAGAAAAUCAUUGUCGAGGACGGCCCCGACCACCCAUCCUUGGAGCCCAUGUAUGAGCGUAUCGACGCCAUGGACCCCUCCACUUUCGAGUCUCGUGCCGCUGUGAUCUUGCACGGUUUGGGCUUCACGGGUGUGACCAUCAACAAGAAGACCAAGGACAUGUCCGGUGGAUGGAAGAUGCGUGUGGCGCUCGCCAAGGCGCUUUUCGUCAAGCCAACGCUCUUGCUUUUGGAUGACCCCACUGCACACUUGGACUUGGCCGCAUGCGUGUGGUUGGAAGAGUACUUGAAGAGAUGGGACCGUACGUUGAUUUUGGUCUCGCACUCCCAGGAUUUCUUGAACGGUGUGUGUACCAACAUGCUUGACAUGAGAAUGAAGACAAUCAUGCAGUACGGUGGUAACUACGACUCGUACGUGAAGACACGUGCUGAGUUGGAGGUGAACCAGAUGAAGUCCUACCAGAAGCAGCAGGAUGAGAUUGCCCACAUCAAGAAGUUCAUCGCUUCCGCCGGUACCUACGCCAACUUGGUCAGACAGGCCAAGUCCAGACAAAAGAUCUUGGACAAGAUGGAGGCCGAUGGCUUGAUCCAGCCCGUUGUUCCCGACAAGGUUUUCACGUUCCGCUUCCCUGAUGUCGAGAAGUUGCCUCCUCCAGUGUUGGCUUUCGACGACAUGUCCUUUUCUUACUCGGGUAAGGACGAGGACAACUUGUAUGAACAUUUGGACAUCGGUAUUGACAUGGACUCUCGUGUUGCCCUCGUGGGACCUAACGGUGUGGGUAAGUCCACUUUGUUGAACUUGUUCCAGGGUAAGUUGGUGCCUCAAAAGGGUAGAGUCAUCCAGCACACGCACAUCAAGUUGGGUGUCUACUCUCAGCACUCUCAAGACCAGUUGGACUUGACCAAGACGCCUUUGGAGUUUGUCAGAGACAGAUUCUCCAGCAUCUCGCAAGACUUCCAGUACUGGAGACUGCAGUUGGGCCGUUUCGGUUUGACCGGUGAGGGCCAGACCUCGCAGAUGGCUACUUUGUCCGAGGGCCAGAGAUCCAGAGUUGUGUUUGCCUUGUUGGCCAUUGAGUCCCCCAACUUGAUCUUGUUGGAUGAGCCUACUAACGGUUUGGACUUGUCCACUAUCGACUCGUUGGCUGACGCCAUCAAGGCUUUCAAUGGUGGUGUUGUUGUGGUGUCGCACGACUUCAGAUUGUUGGACAAAGUCGCAAAGGAUAUCUAUGUCAUCGAAGACAAGACGGCCACCAGAUGGGAGGGCUCGAUCUUGGACUACAAGAAGAAGUUGGCUUCUGCUGUCGUGAUCUAA
Messenger RNA from Metschnikowia bicuspidata var. bicuspidata NRRL YB-4993, 1830 nucleotides. RefSeq names its product ATP-binding cassette family ATPase (gene KRE30). The coding region runs from base 1 to 1830 and encodes 609 amino acids. Gene Ontology annotation, molecular function: ATP hydrolysis activity; ATP binding. Lineage: Eukaryota; Fungi; Ascomycota; Pichiomycetes; Serinales; Metschnikowiaceae. The transcript has a single exon. The record is from RefSeq and is a predicted model, not a curated record.